AAAUUAGUGAAGACAAUGACAGUAUAUGUCUUGACCUUACAAAUCUAAGUUGUUUUUUCUUAACAGGAAAAUUGUGGACGGCCCCUGAACUUCUACGCAUGAACACUCCACCUCCUGAAGGCACACAAAAGGGCGAUGUGUAUUCAUUCGCCAUCAUAGCUCACCAGAUAGUGGUGAGACAAGGGCCUUUUUACGUCGGGGUUUCGGAUGUCACUCCUAAAGAGAUCACAGAGCACGUGAAAGCUUCUCAGGAUCCUCCUUUCCGGCCUCUCCUAGAGAAUAAUGACUAUAAUGAAGCAGUGGUCUGUAUGAUGAAACGAUGCUGGGCUGAGGAACCAUCACAACGUCCAGAUUUUCACUCUCUAAAAUUGAUUAUUAGGAGAUUAAAUAAGUUUCUGAAGCUUUUUACUUCAAAAGACAAAGAGAAAAUCCUGAUGAAGGAGGACCUACUGUAUCAGCUCUUACCCAGGUCUGUAGCCAGGCAGCUAAUUUCUGGAGAAUCGGUGAAGGCAGAGGCUUUCGACAACGUAACUAUCUACUUCAGUGACAUUGUUGGAUUCACGUCGUUGUCAGCGGAAAGCUCUCCCAUGCAGGUUGUUGACCUUUUGAAUGACCUGUACACCUGCUUUGACUCCAUCAUUGAGAAUUUUGAUGUUUAUAAGGUAGAAACAAUUGGUGAUGCGUACAUGGUGGUUUCGGGACUUCCGGUUCGAAACGAGCAACAGCAUGCUUCUGAAGUUGCCAGAAUGUCACUAGCGUUGCUACAAGCUGUUAAGACCUUCACCAUUCGCCAUAGACCUGAAGACAAGCUGAAACUUCGGAUCGGGAUACACACCGGUCCUUGUGCAGCUGGUGUAGUAGGGUUAAAAAUGCCAAGAUACUGCUUGUUUGGUGACACUGUCAAUACAGCGUCACGAAUGGAAUCUUACGGAUUACCCUUGAAGAUUCAUGUUAGUUCCACAACCAAAGAAGUUCUGGAUAACUACGGAACGUUUCAGUUGGAGUUGAGAGGAGAAGUGGAGAUGAAGGGCAAGGGGAAAAUGACGACCCACUGGCUAAUAAAAGAAUAUGUCCAUCAUGAAAAACCUUGUCUAAAUCACUUAAGAGAGAUUCAAGUUUAAAGCUUUAAUUGAAUUAU
This is a messenger RNA of Limulus polyphemus (Atlantic horseshoe crab), 1138 nucleotides long. RefSeq names its product atrial natriuretic peptide receptor 2-like. The annotation marks the transcript as partial. The transcript has 10 exons. Lineage: Eukaryota; Metazoa; Arthropoda; Merostomata; Xiphosura; Limulidae. Gene Ontology annotation, biological process: intracellular signal transduction; cGMP biosynthetic process; receptor guanylyl cyclase signaling pathway. The record is from RefSeq and is a predicted model, not a curated record. Gene Ontology annotation, molecular function: ATP binding; guanylate cyclase activity; protein kinase activity.